Molecule: messenger RNA, 514 nt
Organism: Scatophagus argus
Lineage: Eukaryota; Metazoa; Chordata; Actinopteri; Scatophagidae
Product: fatty acid-binding protein, liver-type-like
Exons: 4
Coding region: 59-478 (139 amino acids)
Biological process (GO): fatty acid transport
Cellular component (GO): cytosol; nucleus
Molecular function (GO): fatty acid binding
Source: RefSeq, a predicted model, not a curated record
UGGUGACACCUGUGGUUAAUGAUCACCAGACUGCAGUUUGAGAAUAUAAACCAGGGAGAUGACGCUUCCCACUUUACCUUCACUGCCUGUCACCAUGUCUUUCUCUGGGAAGUACCAGCUGCAGUCUCAGGAGAACUUUGAGCCUUUCAUGAGGGCCAUUGGUCUCCCUGAAGAACUCAUCAAGAAAGGUGAAGACCUCAAGAGCAUCUCUGAGAUCGAGGAGACUGGUGACGACUUCAAAGUGACGGUCACUACAGGCUCAAAGGUCCUUGUCAAUUCCUUCACCAUCGGAAAGGAGGCAGAGCUGGAGACCAUCACAGGAGAGAAGGUCAAGUCUGUGGUUCAUCGUGAGGGCAACAAGCUGAAGGUCUCCCUGAAAGGAAUUGAGUCUGUCACAGAAAUGGUGGAUGGGAACACAAUUGUCAAUACUAUGACCCUUGGUGGCAUUGUUUACAAGAGGAUAAGCAAACGCAUGUAGUCUCUGCACUUGGGGCAAAUAAAACAUGAAAAGGCA